This is a messenger RNA of Pistacia vera, 934 nucleotides long. Its product is annotated as GPI-anchored protein LLG1. The transcript has 3 exons. The coding region runs from base 187 to 693 and encodes 168 amino acids. The record is from RefSeq and is a predicted model, not a curated record. Lineage: Eukaryota; Viridiplantae; Streptophyta; Magnoliopsida; Sapindales; Anacardiaceae.
AACAUAUGCUAUGUUAUGUUAAAACUUACGAGUCUUCAAUAAAUAAAUUAUAAUUAACUCAGAACGGCUCCCUUUGGCCGAGUCAGUUUUAUUUUUGUGCUGCGAAACCGCGUUAAAGCUUUACUCUUUAGAAGAGAGCAGGUAGAACAUUGAAGAAAGAGUGGAUCUUUUCCUUGGGUGAGAGAAAUGAUGGAGUUGGGGUUGAGUAGAAGUUUCUCUUCAAUUCUCUUAGUGUUUCUAUUUGUGGGUUUGUCUUCUUCAGCUUUCAUUUCAGAUGAUGUCUUUGGAUCUCAUGCUGCUACUGGCAGAAACCUUCUUCAAGCUAAGAAAGCUUGCCCUGUGAACUUUGAGUUCCUGAAUUACACCAUCAUCACAAGCCAAUGCAAAGGACCACAGUUCGCAGCCAAUAGCUGUUGUAACGCAUUUAAGGAAUUUGCUUGCCCUUACACCGAUGAAAUUAACGACCUAACAACAGAUUGCGCCUCAACCAUGUUCAGCUACAUUAAUCUGUAUGGAAAAUACCCUCCUGGCCUUUUUGCUGCCGAGUGUCGCGAAGGUAAAGAAGGACUCGCAUGCCCGGCACUUCCACCAUCGAUGUCAGACAGCGCAAACACGGGUGCCAUCAUAGGUAAUCCAUCCACACUGCUAAUGUUGACAAUUAGCUUCCUAGUGCUGAUAUUCCAGUUACUAUAAAGUCACAUUAAGUGUCAGUUCUUGUGAUUGCUGAUUGUUCAUACGUACUACAACUUCUCGGCCAUAUUUUUCGUUCUAUCUUUGGAAUGGUGAUCAAAGUUAAACAAACCAUUUGAGUUAGGCAUACAGAAAAUAUAAUUUAUGUAAUGGUGUUGAAUUGAGUGUUGGUUUUUUCAGUUGUAAACCCAUAUGUAUUUUUAAUUGAAACAUAAAAGGGCACCUCCAAUUUUAUUCAUUGAAA